AGGCACCAAUCUCCGUGGGACGCGGUACACAGGUCGUCCACGGCUUCAAACACGCUUGCUAUAGGACCGGUCCUAGCCAUGUCUUCGUUCAAUGUCACCGGCUCCUCAGCGGGGGUAUUUACGUCGAGUGUCUCUCUGCCCGGCGCGGCCAGUUCUUCUGUCUUUCCCCCCUCUUCCGUCGUUGCCUCCUCUGUGUCGUCGGUCGCCGCCGCCGCUAGCUCGAGCGUCGCCUCUGGCAGCUCGGCUUUCAGCGCACGCCCAGAGAGCUCGGCAGUUCGGUCUUCAACGGGCGCCGCUAGCGUGUCCUCUGCGCCGCUUGAACUGUCAUCCGUGGACAGUUUGACCCCGUCAUUGUCGCCGGUAGCCGCGUCGAGCAGUGUAAUCCCCGCAUCCUCCGCUAUCUCUUCGAGCGCGUUCUCUUCUGUUAUCACCUCCGCGCCGGUGGUGUCGCGGCCUGCGGCUCUCCCCCCACUUCCUGCACCUGUGUCCUCGACAGUCGCGGACAACAGGGUCACCUCUGUACCCUCGGUUGCGUCGUCUGCUUCGGCCUUCCCAUCCUCCGUCAUUUCAGUUCACGCCUCUCCGUCCGUGUCGAGCACCCUUCCUGACAAGGUCGUUUCGUCGGCAGCCAGUGCACAUUCGUCUGCUGCACGGAGCUCUGUCACUCAGCCAGUUGCUGCGCGCAUAUCACCAGCUGUCGCAUCUGGGUCUUCAGUCAUGGCUUCCCAACAAUCACCCACGGACGCCGCACCCAGCAGCGAUACUGCACCGAUCAGCGCAUCCGCGACGGGAUCGGCCUCAGCUUCCCAGGCGUCGUCCGCGCCAGCUUCGGAGACCCCUGCAGGCAACGACCCGGCUCCGCCUCCUCCGACGUCGGCGAAGUUGUCGGUAUCGCAAGCUGCUUCUACUCCCGCCUCUUCGCCGGAUGCUGGUACCUCAGUAGCGCCCACUCAGCCGCCUGCUCGCUCUGCUUCUGCUUCUGUCUCUGUCUCUGCUUCGCAUCCUGCUGAUACCGAGAGUGCCGCGCCUGCUCCUGCGCCCGCACCAGCACCGGCCCCGGCAAGCUCCGCGACUCAGGCCAGCGCGAGCACCGCAAACUCAAACCCGACAUCGGUCCAUGCGGCGAAUGCACAGACCGACCAGGCUUCCGCGACGACGACGAGCACAAUCACGGACCAGCCGGAGACGACGCUGAGUACGCCGUUCUUCAUGACGGUGACGGACAAGAACAACCAUACGACCUUGUCGGUCCCCCCGGUGUUCACUAGCGUCACGGUCUCGGAGCUGCCCGAUGGCCAAUUUACCAGCAUCACGCACGUCAUCGCGAACCCGACGGGCAUUUACGGCGUGCAAGUCGAGAACCAGAAGGGCUUCUUUGCCAAUAGCGGCGUCGUCGCCGGGGUAUUCCUCGUCGUGGGUGUUGUCGUCGCGUCCUUCGUCGUGGGCAUCUGCCUCUUCAUGCGCCGUCGCCGCCGCCCGCGCUUCAUCGACACGAUUUCGCGUCCGCUACCCAUACCCGACAACCCGUUCGAGGAUCCGCGUCCCAUCUCCCCGCCUGAAAUGCGCUACCGCUCGAGCUUCUCGGACAGCACUAUCGUCAUCGGCGCACCCCCCAGCCGUUCGAGCGCCUCCCCGCGGUCUCCACGCAGCCCUUUCGAGUCGCGCCAGCACCAGCGCAGCCCCUCAGGCCAGUCGUCUGGCAGCGCCUCCCGCCUCAUGGGAUUGGGCCUCGCAGGCGUCGGCGCACACGGCCGUUCCGCGAGCAUGGGCUCGGCAGAGGCAGCGCGUUCGCGCCACCAGAGCGGGCAGAGCGGCGUGAGCGGCGUCGGACUUGCGAUCACAUCCGACCAGCGCGUCGACAACAACGUGCGCUCGCGCCGCGAGCAGACCUCCGCCUCGGCACGCUCCUCACCGUCCGUAUACCCUCCCACGCUGCCGUCGAUUCACAACGAGGACAUAGGCGAACUCGUCGACGUUCCACUCAACCGGUCCGGCAGCUCCCACAGCAUACACUCCGUCACACGCAAGCCCGUACCCAGUCCCGAGCCUGAGCUCGAGCUCGAGCUCGAGCACGCGCCAGUCAUCUCCCCGACGCCGCGCCCGCCCCAGCAAAUCACCACGAGGCCGCCCAUCAUUCCACCGAGGAGCCCACUCCGGACCAGCCUCACGACGCCCACGCAACCGCUCUCCCCACCGCCAUACAAACGGCCAGAGGUGCCCCCGCGUCCACCGCGGGACUCGUUGACGCUCGAGAUGGAGACGAUCGUACUGAAGGCAUUCGAGCCGCUCACGCCGCCGACUUCACUCUCGUCGCUCUCUCCGGCGGGCUCGAACGCAGGGCACGAUGCACCGACCCCAAUAUCGCCCAGCACGUCAUCCUCGCACGCGAACCCGUUCUCGGACGCGUAUGAGCGGCAGCUGGCGCAGGCGGGCCCGCCGGGGAUCGUACCGGGCCAGGGCUGGGGACUACCCCUCAGCCCCCGAAAGGAUACAUUCUACACGCGCAGAAGCGGAUCUCAGCGCCGGCCUAGUGUUGAGUGGAAGGCCUAAGGGCGGAUCCGCUGUGUCCGUGCCGCCUGAUGUCACUUGACUUCCGAGCUACACUCUUACUCCCUGACGUGCUUCCCCUUCCCGUACCACGUCCUGUAUCAUUAAUACGCAUACAUGCGUCACCUCGGUCCACAUCCCCAAUAUGAC
Trametes versicolor FP-101664 SS1 is the source of this 2697-nucleotide messenger RNA. RefSeq lists its product as uncharacterized. The record is from RefSeq and is a predicted model, not a curated record. The transcript is spliced from 6 exons. Bases 79 to 2550 code for a protein of 823 amino acids. Lineage: Eukaryota; Fungi; Basidiomycota; Agaricomycetes; Polyporales; Polyporaceae.